Molecule: messenger RNA, 650 nt
Organism: Hypoxylon fragiforme
Lineage: Eukaryota; Fungi; Ascomycota; Sordariomycetes; Xylariales; Hypoxylaceae
Exons: 1
Coding region: 265-537 (90 amino acids)
Source: RefSeq, a predicted model, not a curated record
GGUAAACGUAGAGACAAGCCGGCAGACAGGCAGUGCAGUACUGCAUCAAACGUCUCAGUGAUGGUUGGCCAUUAAGAUGUUUGACUGCGUAUAUGAGUACAAGAACCUUCUGAUAUAGCAGUAUUUUUAUUUUUUUUAUUUUUUUCGUGAUCACGGACCAGUGAUUGCAAAGAGCUGACGAAAUUUAUCGGUCAUGAUGCACGCCGGUUUGAAUAUGUGCUUUGGGCGGAUCGCCCUGCCGGACUAAUAUGUAAGAGAUAACCGAUGAUGGGACGAAGGCAGUCAAGGCAGUCAAGGCAGUCAUGCGGGCGUAUCAUUUUACUAUGUAUUGCUUGGAUUGGGGAUCGAUUGACUUGCGACCCUCCCCAGACACCAAGACAUCUCAUGCAGGCUCUCUCUGUCGAGUCAUUUCAUCAAUCAGGGUUUAAAACGGAAUUCUGCUCUAAUACAUUGGCGGAUGAGCCGAGCACUAUGUGUAUAGCUCCCUUGAAAAUGUGGGCAACUCGUUGGCAAUGUUCCAAUAAUGGACGUGGCUGAUGGAUAUGUGUUUUGCUGAGGCUUGCGGUGGUAUCAAGAUAUUGACAUGUGUGAGAUUUCCCUUUCACCGUCCUAUGCGGACGGACAUUGAACAACAUCAAUUUGCGAAAUGG